AUGGAUUUAGUGGGUGGCAAAUUAAAACGAACAGAAUGGCGCAAGCUGUGGAAAAAGAGACGCCGCAAACUGAGGCGUCAGAAGCUGGCCCAAGAGCGGGACCAACUGGAGGCGGAACAGGAAGCAGUGAAACAAGCCGAUCCGCAACAUCAACAGUAUAUGGCGGAAAAGGAGCGCUUAGAACGAGAAGCCGAAGGCCGUGAAGAAUUGGAACGCGCACUGCGGAAUGCCAUUUGGUUGGAGAACGAACGGAAGGCACAGCUAAAGUUUGCCGAAACUCGCCGUCGGAUGGAGGAAGAACAACGUGUGGAACACGCCAAACGGGAACGCAUUCGCAAGGAAUACGAGGAAAUGGAACGUAAAGUACGAGAGGCGAAAGCAGAGCGCAUCCGACAGCAACAGGAACUUCGACAGAUGCUAGUCGAGCGGCAGCAUAGGCUCGAACAGUUUGCAGCCACGGGCAUCAUUCACGAUCUCGACGAAUUACGGGCGGUUUAUAACAGUCGUAGUGAGACGACGGAUUGUAGGUUCUUUUCAAAGACCGGAGCAUGUCGGUUCGGUGUACGGUGUGCCGAAAAUCAUCCAACACCCGGAUUGAGCAAGAUUCUGUUGAUUGUGAAUUUUUUCAACCAUCCCGCCCUGGAACGUACCGUGCACGCCGAGUAUGGGCUCGAUGUUCGGCUGGAGUUUGACGAAGAAGAUCUGAGAAGCAGUUUUGCGGACUUUUUCCGCGACAUCGUCGAAGAGUUCGAGAAGUUUGGUAGCAUCCGGCACAUCUUUGUCUGCCGGAAUAGCGGUGUUCACCUGAGAGGAAAUGUGUACAUAGAAUUUGAACACAUGAGAAAUGCUGCUGCCGCUUAUCUACGGAUGAAUGGUCGAUUCUACGCCAAGAAGCAGCUACGCGUGGAGUUCCGGAAUCCAAUCGUGUGGCCGGCCGCGGUCUGUGGACUUUCCGAGAUGAGACGCUGCCAGAAAGGACCUGGUUGCAAUUUUUUGCACAUUUUCAAGAAUCCAGACGAUCGCUACCGCUACGAUCACUUCCGAGAAAGCAGAUCGGUGCGCAGGGAAGCUGCCGCAACGGUUCCAGCGACGCCACUGAGCAAAAAGUACGCGUCCGAAAUUUUUCCUAUCCCGAUGAAGUGUGAUGUAAAGAGAGUUGAUUUUCGUUCCAGGAGUUGGGAUGAAAUUACGGCCAGCAGCUCGCAAAGGGCAAGGAACAGUUCAACGACAAGCAAACGUGAUAAAAAACGGAGAAGCCGCGAGCGUAGCCGUAGUCCGAAGAAACGAGAAGCCAAAAAAGAGAAACGUAACGGCAGGCGCAGUCGGGAACGCACCAGGAGCCGUAGUCAGAGCUCAUCACGUUCCUCAAGAAAGUCGAAACGGAAGAAAAGUCGAUCUCCCUCUAGAUCGCGACGAUCUCGAUGUCGUUAG
Molecule: messenger RNA, 1431 nt
Organism: Anopheles cruzii
Lineage: Eukaryota; Metazoa; Arthropoda; Insecta; Diptera; Culicidae
Product: U2 small nuclear ribonucleoprotein auxiliary factor 35 kDa subunit-related protein 2
Exons: 6
Coding region: 1-1431 (476 amino acids)
Biological process (GO): mRNA splicing, via spliceosome
Cellular component (GO): spliceosomal complex; U2AF complex
Molecular function (GO): pre-mRNA 3'-splice site binding; metal ion binding
Source: RefSeq, a predicted model, not a curated record